UCUCUCUCCAUAUCAUAUGAACAAUGAGCAUAUACAUAUACCUACAAAUCACUCCAUAUUAUCCACCUCCACCGCCGGAUUUUUGGCCACCGCCACUCACCAUUAACCAACCAAACACCCCCACUCCCCCCCCCCCCCCCCAAAAAAAAAAAAAUCUCGCUCAUAUUAUGUUUACCUAUUAGUAUAUCCCACUCUAUGACGUAAAGACCAACAUAGAUCAAUAUUUACAAAUCGGUAGCUUAUUCCCUCAGCUGUGAUGUUUGGGGAAUUUGCGGCGAUGGCGGUCCGGGGGAAGAUGGAACAAAUGUCAGCAACAAAAGGAGUUUCCAUGGCAUUUGCACCUAUUGGAGCUGCUGUUUGCGUUGUCUGCUUCGUCACUCCCUCCUCCCCUGCAACUCGGAUUCUGUCAAAUGGCUGCAAUCAGGUUUACAGUUUUGAAAUCACUCUGUUCUUCGGCCAAACCAUCUUCAAGAGUGCAACUGCGUCAACCAUGUGGCUAUUAUGGUAACAUUGGGAAAUUCAAAGACGAAUGUGAUGUCAGGCCAACCUUUACUUACAUAAACCGCAGUUACCAUGUUAAAGAAUCUGGGUUCACUCAGAGUUAUGUGAAAAGCGGUUUUGGAACGAUGGGUGUGGCUUCUUUUGCUAGAAAUGAUCCAUACAAUAGGGCCAAGUUUUUUUAUAGAUUGUCGCCCAUCUCGUCCAAUUGGCAUGUACUGCAUAAUGUGUCUCCGCUUGCAAUCAGCCCUGUGCUGAAUUGCCGGUUUCAUUCGUCAUUUUCCAGAGGCAAAGGAGAUAAAGCCACUGACGUUCCAGAAGUUCCAGUUGUUUCAAGUGGAGGUGAGCCAACUGUUAGUGAAAGUGGUGUAGGUGGAGAUAAUUGGACUGAUAUAGUUAAGGAUGGUUGGCAGUGUACAGUAGAUGCUAUGGUUUAUACAGGGGAAAGGGCUAAAGAAGCCUCUACUGAAUUGACUCCUUUUGUUCAACAGUUGCUCGAUUCUCAUCCCUACCUUAGGCAUGUUAUUUUACCAGUUGGUUGUACCUUGGCUGCUAUUAUAGUGGCUUGGGCAAUGAUACCAAGGCUUUUAAGGAGAUUUCACAUGUACUCAACACAACAUCCAGCUGCUUUAUUGUCUGGUAUCACCUUAUGGAGGCCAGCUCCAUAUGAGAAAAGCUGCUGGGGUGCUUUGGAGGAUCCAGUGAGAUAUCUAAUUGCCUUUGUGGCGUUUUCACAUAUAAGCACGAUGAUAGCACCAACCACCAUUGCGUUACAGUACAUUGCACCAGCUUGGAGGGGCGCGGUUAUUGUUUCAUUUGUAGGGUUUUUGCAUCGGUGGAAAACAAGCACAUUUGCUCGAGCUUUGGCUGUAAGGAGCAUAGCAGCAAUUGAACGAGAGAAGUUAUUAACCCUCGAAAAAAUCUCAUCCAUUAGUUUAUUUGUUCUGGGAUUGAUGGCUUUAGCCGAGGCAUAUGGCGUUGCUGUGAAAUCUGUUAUGGUGUUUGCUCUUGUAGGAGAAGCAGCUGCUGCUUUUGCUGCUAGGGACAUCCUUUGGAAUAUUUUCAGUGGGCUUUCGGUGCAGAUUUCACAGCCUUUUUCAGUUGGGGAUACAAUAAAAGUUGGGUCUGUAGAAGGUCAAAUUGAAAAAAUGGGACUCAUAACCACAUCAUUACUAAGUGCUGAGGAAUUUCCUAUAAUAGUUCCAAACUCACUGUUAUCUAGUAAGGUGAUUGUCAAUAAAUCAUGCUGGCAUGCCCUGGUCACCAAGAUUCCUGUGCAAACAGAUGACCUCGGUAAGAUUCCCCAGAUAUCAGAGGACAUAAAGAGCAUGCUGAGAUCGAAUUCAAAAGUUUUCAUGGAAAAGAAGCCCCCAUUCUGUUUUUUGUCUCGAAUAGAAAGAUCUUAUGCUGAACUGACUCUCGGAUGCAGUCUCAAAUAUAUGAGCAAGGAUGAGUUUUACUCAACAGAGCAAGACAUUCUUCUGCAAUCAGUCCAGAUAAUCAAGCAGCAUGGUGCUACACUGGGUAGUACCCUGGAAGAGAUAUGAUCGCUGGAUGUAUUACAAGGAAUGCAUAAUUAGAGUUCUUGAUCUACUAGACAGACCUGCUUAAUAAAUUUCCGGACAUGAGUUACACAGUCCUGAAUUUGUGAUUACUGUUUGGAUUUUUCUGGAUUUGAUGAUAUCAUUGUUGGAGUUGCAUAUGCUCUCAAUUAUCCUAUUCGUUAUUGCUUUUAUCUGAUUACAACUAUCUCUGUUGAGCUUUUUA
Rhododendron vialii is the source of this 2265-nucleotide messenger RNA. RefSeq names its product mechanosensitive ion channel protein 1, mitochondrial-like. Bases 411 to 2045 code for a protein of 544 amino acids. Gene Ontology annotation, biological process: transmembrane transport. Gene Ontology annotation, cellular component: membrane. NCBI's taxonomy places the organism in Eukaryota, Viridiplantae, Streptophyta, Magnoliopsida, Ericales, Ericaceae. The record is from RefSeq and is a predicted model, not a curated record. The transcript is spliced from 7 exons.